GCACAAAGUCCAACUUCUUUCUCCUUCUAGAUAAAUCCUACACAAAUCCGUUUCUACACAAAUCCUUUUCUGCACAGAUUUUCUCUUGCAUCUUCCAAUUUGUGUCUCUGGAAGUGUCCAUCUUCGUGUUCACCCUCAAUUUGUGUCUGUCCAAGUUCACCCUUGAGGUGUAAAUCAUGCGGGAAUAUAAUGGGCAAUGUCACAUUGCAUAUGUCGAACUAUUUGCCAUUAGCAUUAGCAUGGGAUAUAAAAUGACACAACGACUUGGCAUAUAUGCAAUCACUCCUGAAAUACCUGACUGGACCUGUAAAGUGCAAGUUGUGGACAUAUGCAAACCAGGAGAAGGUACUCAUCGAAAGAUAAAAUAUUUGAACAUGAUCUUUCAAGAUGAACAGGAAGACCAAAUAAAAGCUAUUAUUUAUGGUGAUGAAAUCUCCUCUUAUCAAGAUAUAUUCAAGCUGUUCCACACCUAUUUGAUAGCGGGUGCGCGCAUACAAGUACCAAAUUUGAGAUAUGAAAGACCCUUGCAUACAUUUGAGUGGAUUAUUGACAAAAAAACCAUAGUUGAUCCGAUUGAAAAAGAUAAUCCAGAUGAGGAUGAAUUGCCACCGCCCACAAAGCUGAAUCUUACAUCAUUUGAAGACAUCAACAAUCAGGCCUCCCAGUCUACCAAAGAGCAGCUUAAGGACGUAGAAUUUAAUAUACUCGCAAUUGUUGUCCGCUGCUUCCCGCCAAGGUUUGUUGCAAGAGUCCAAAAAAGAUUGCAAGAACUCAUUCUCAUCGAUACUGACAAACAAGCUUUGACCUUCACACUAUGGGAAGACACUUUUAUUGAGGACGAAGGCAAGAAACUCCUUGACCAAUUCGAAAAACGUCCUAUUAUCUUUGCCAGGCGUAUUGGGGUAUCCAAGUACAAUGGUACAUCGUUGACAACAAAAUUUAACACCACAAUACAAAUUGAUCCCCCUUAUUCCCAAUGCCUACAAUUGCACACAUGGGUCAAAGAAAACAGAGAAAUGCUUGCUUCUUUCAGCCUGAGGAGCACAUCUGAAUCUGGAUCUCUUAUUAGCGUUUCAGUAGAUGAACAAAUAGUCCCAAUUGCAAAUGUUCAAUCACAACAGGACGGGCAUUCCUUCUCCAUUGAGGCAAAAGUAUCACUUCCAGAUAAACUCAAAAGUUGCUAUGUUUUAUUAUGUCCCGACUGCAAACAAGAAGUCAGAGGCUUAAUAAAAAGAAAGUUUCUGUGUAUGACUUGUGCAGAUUUGAUGUAAAUCUCCAAGAUGCUUCCGGAUAAAUAAUUGGGAUAAUUAUGGACAAAGAAGCAGAAAAAUUAUUAUCCCUUACCACAGAUGAGAUUUACGACCUUGCUUCAAAUGAGGAUGAGUUGCUACCAAUGCAGAAUAUUCAAAGCAAGCUAAAUCAGAACUUUUACAUAAUUCAAGUGAAAAAAUUAUUCUCCCGCACUUCUCAUGCAACAUCUGGAAAAUUGUACAUUUUGUCUUGCACUGAAAAAGGAAAAAUGGUGCAUUCUCUCCCUGAAUCAUCAAAAACUGACAUUGAAGAAGGCAACAAAAGGAAAAAGAAACAUUUAGUUUCUUUUGAUGAAGAAACAGAAGUACCAACCGAGCGACGUCACUCGCUCAAGCUGAAACAAAAACUGGAGCCAACAACUCCAGUAAAAAAGAAAUAAAGGUCACCAAAAAAUUCUCUUUCUUAUUUCUUGUAUGAAUAUAUUUAUAUUAUAUCUUUAUACCCUCUUUCAUUCUUUCUGGUAAACAUAUUUGCAGGAUAACCCUUUUUUGCAAUCACUUUUGCGUUUUGCGGAACAAAGCUCUUUUGUAAGGAAAUCAAUUCUCUUUUGAAGCUUGCUUUUGACUUUUUGUCUUGCAACUACAUGUUCCAACAGCAUAUACAUCCAUCAAACAAAGGGAUUUAGUCUGUCAAUUCAUCCUCUAUGAAAUUCCAAUACAUCUUUCUUACUGUUCCAGUUCAUGGAAAAUAUGCUGCUGGAUUCCUUAAAUUCUGUUGUAAUGACACUUUAUGUUGGCUCAAGAGACAACUUGAGGAUUCUUGUGAGCCUGCACAAGUAUAUUCCCACAACUGGAGUCUGCGGAGGGUACAUGAAACACAGAGGACAUAUCUUGAAGUACUUCUGAAUAAUCCAAAAGUGCACUUUGCAGCUACCACAAUUAUAUGGUUGCACAAUUAUGAAUCCAAGCAUAAGUUUUUGAAGUAAAGUUUCUCAAGAUGGGAAAGGGUAUUUUGCAUAUGACCAUAAUAGUUUCUCUUCUUUUCUCUUUGCAAUUGGAUGAAGAUCCAGUUUCUUAUGAGGAUUUUGCUAGAAUUCAAGAUUUUUUAGUGCAACCACAAUCAUUUUCCCCAACGCUGGAUGGAUCAGCAUGUGAAACUAUCAAAUAGUGGACUACUGGUUUAUCGGGAUAUUGUACAAGUUUCUCCUCUCAUUUCCACACCAGAUCGUACCCGCUUACACCAAGAACAUCAAAAAUUUCACAAACUUUUCUCUUUCUAGCAAGCUUGGCAAUGUAAUAAUAUAACUUUGUUCCGUACAAUAUGAAGCAUAUUAUGUUAUAGGUAAUAUAUAUUACCAAUAAGAAAAUGCCUUGCAAAGGUCAAAUCACUUUUA
This is a messenger RNA of Lycium barbarum (goji berry), 2644 nucleotides long. RefSeq lists its product as uncharacterized. Lineage: Eukaryota; Viridiplantae; Streptophyta; Magnoliopsida; Solanales; Solanaceae. The record is from RefSeq and is a predicted model, not a curated record. The transcript is spliced from 17 exons. The coding region runs from base 177 to 1271 and encodes 364 amino acids.